Molecule: messenger RNA, 494 nt
Organism: Bubalus bubalis (water buffalo)
Lineage: Eukaryota; Metazoa; Chordata; Mammalia; Artiodactyla; Bovidae
Gene: HMGN5
Product: high mobility group nucleosome binding domain 5
Exons: 6
Biological process (GO): chromatin organization
Cellular component (GO): nucleus; chromatin
Molecular function (GO): nucleosomal DNA binding
Source: RefSeq, a predicted model, not a curated record
UUGUUUUUUUGGGGGUGCGGGGAGGGGGGAAGCAAGUACAGGUCGUACUUUAAUUAGUUCAUUGAAAACUCAGUUGCUCUCUGAGCGGUCGUGUAGAGACUGCUUUCAGCUUUUUUUCUGCUGACUGCUAAGAUCUAUAGAGAGCUACAACAAUGCCCAAAAGAAAGGCUGCAGGUCAAGGUGAUAUGAAGCAAGAGCCAAAGAGAAGAUCAGCCAGAUUGUCUGCUUUGCCUGUGCCCAUUAUACCAGAUUUGAAGUCCAAAAGAACAUCAACUCCAAGGAAAAUGAAGACCAAAAAUGAUAUGAUGGGAAAAAACACAGAUGCAAGUGCCAAAACCAUAGCUGAAACCAAGAAAGAAGUUGUUAAAGAACACAACAAUGAAACUGCUGAAAAUGGAGGGGCCAAAAUUAUAGAGGCACCAGUUCCUGAAAGAGAAAUAGAGGAAAUAAAAGAAGAAAAAAUUGAAGAUAUCAAAGAAGAAGGAGAAGAAAAG